GAAUCCGUGUGUGGCCAUGUCAGCAGGGCAUCUUCAGGCAUGCCAUAGAAGAAACCAAACCAACUCAAAAUCAACGACGGUCUAACCAAUAUUCAAUUAACGCUCCAUUCAAUUCCAUCCGAUUCACCUAACUAAUCCCUAACGCAUUUCCAUUUUUAAGCGGACAAUCUUAGCCCCCAAAAGAACCAUAAAGAAGCUGAAUCAUUCAUUUCCGGCUAAAUCGAAAGCCUCGGAAUGGGUUUGUUAGAUCUGGAGAAACAGUUCUCGUUCUACGGUGCCUACCACAGCAACCCGGUGAACGUGGCCAUCCACAUCCUCUUCGUCUGGCCCAUCGUCUUCACGGCCCUUAUCAUCCUCCACUUCACCCCUCCCCUCCUCUCGAUUGGGCCGGCCCACCCCGUUCUCCUCCUCAACUUGGGCUUCUUCUCCACCCUCUUCUACGCCCUCUUCUACAUCGCUUUGGAUAAGAAAGCCGGUUCACUCGCUGCGUUCCUCACUUUCUUCUGCUGGGUCGCCGCUAGUUUCGUCGCCAAUAGCCUCGGCUUCUCGCUUGCGUGGAAGGUUGUGUUGGCUGCUCAAUUGUUUUGUUGGACUGGACAGUUUAUUGGUCAUGGCGUGUUUGAGAAACGUGCACCAGCUCUCUUGGACAACCUUGUUCAAGCUUUUCUGAUGGCUCCAUUCUUCGUGUUGCUUGAGGUCCUCCAAUCAUGUGUUGGAUAUGAACCCUAUCCGGGAUUCAAGGAAAAGGUGCAGGCAAUGAUAAAUAAUAAUAUCAAAGAAUGGAAGGAAAAGAAACGUUCUUAGCUUAAACAAGUUACAAAUGUGCUGUGUUGAAGAUCACUCCCCUGAAAGCAAAGCAAAAGGAUUUGUAUUAUAUAGAAACUAUAAAACUAUUGGUUACCGCCAGACGUUUGAUAUCAAUCUCAUUCAAGUGUUAAAGGAAAUAUUGCUUUAAGUUCAUGAACCCUUUUUAACUCCGUACGCCCUCUUGGUGAUUUGGGACAAUCUGUGAUAUGUUUUCUUUUCAAAAAUUACUCCCUCCGUUUAUAAGAUGAGACUUGAUCUUCAAGUUUAUGCACAAAUUACGGAAUGUUCAACCAAUUGAGAAGUUAACACCUUCA
Messenger RNA from Abrus precatorius (Indian licorice), 1121 nucleotides. RefSeq lists its product as uncharacterized. Gene Ontology annotation, biological process: sphingoid catabolic process. Bases 235 to 804 code for a protein of 189 amino acids. The transcript has 4 exons. NCBI's taxonomy places the organism in Eukaryota, Viridiplantae, Streptophyta, Magnoliopsida, Fabales, Fabaceae. Gene Ontology annotation, cellular component: endoplasmic reticulum. The record is from RefSeq and is a predicted model, not a curated record.